CACACACAGAGCGGUGGCAGCUGCAAGAGACAGAAGGAAGGGCAGGAGAGGGAGCCUAAGCAAAGACGGAGAAGCACAACUUGUUGGUGCGGAUACUGCAUGUGAGAUGGAUUUUCAGAAUAAGGAUUGAGGUCCAGUUUGUGGUUUGGUGAUGUCCAGCUUAUAGUGAGGACACCACUGGCUCCAUCAAGGUCCAGCCGAACCGUCAGCAUGCAGAACCUCCGGCACGCAGCCACCGAAGCCUUUCAGCGCCUGGGUCUGAAGCAGAGACAUCUGGGCUAUCAGGAGCUGGGCGACGUGGAUGGCGUUGAAACCCCUCAGCCGCACUGGUUCCACACACUGCAGGUGCGCAGGCUGCGAGUGCAGAGAGGACGCAGCAACAGCGACCCGCUGGGGGGCAAAAGCUUCCAGCAGGAGUUCCAGUGGAACACAGGGCUGCAGUUUGGAACAGCCACUUCUUACCUGAACCUGGAGAAACUAGGAGAGGGCACCUACGCCACAGUGUACAAAGGAAUAAGCAGGAUAAACGGCCACUUGGUGGCACUAAAGGUGAUCCGUAUGAAGACUGAAGAGGGCAUUCCUUUCACUGCUAUCAGAGAGGCCUCUCUGUUAAAAGGCCUGAAGCACGCUAAUAUUGUUCUGCUCCAUGAUAUCAUCCACACACGCGAGUCUCUUACCUUCGUCUUUGAGUAUGUGCAAACAGACUUGGCUCAGUAUAUGAUACAGCACCCAGGAGGACUGCACUCGUACAAUGUUCGAAUCUUUAUGUUCCAGCUGUUGCGAGGUCUAUCAUAUAUCCACAGUAGGAGGAUCCUGCACCGGGACCUAAAGCCUCAGAACCUGCUCAUCAGCUACUUAGGAGAGCUCAAACUGGCUGACUUUGGACUGGCCCGGUCCAAAUCCAUCCCAUGCCAAACAUAUUCAGCAGAAGUUGUGACGUUGUGGUACAGACCGCCUGAUGUUUUGCUGGGCUCCACAGACUACUCAACAGCACUGGACAUCUGGGGUGCUGGCUGCAUUUUCAUUGAGAUGCUGCAGGGGGCGCCAGCGUUCCCUGGUGUGGCUGAUGUCUUGGAGCAGUUGCUGAAGAUUUGGACAGUUCUGGGGGUGCCCACAGAAGAAAGCUGGCCGGGUGUGAGUGAGCUGCCCAACUAUAAACCAGAAUGGUUCCUGCCCUGCAAAGCCCAGCAAUUCAGAGAUGUCUGGAAAAGAUUCGCUCAGUUGCCCUAUAAGACGGAAGACUUGGCUCAGCAGAUGUUGAUGAUGGUCCCCAAAGACAGGAUCUCGGCCCAGGAUGCGCUGCAGCACCCCUACUUCAACACCCUCCCGCCCCCAGUGAUGCAGCUGCGGGACACUGUAUCAAUUUUUAAGGUGCCUGGUGUUAGGUUGGAGACGGAAGCGAGAGACAUCUUCAGUCCCAACAGGCGAAUGAAAUCCUCUCUUGUUCCCCUGGGCAAGUGCUGGUGAGAAGCUUCCGCUGCCCCACUUCGACCACACGCAACUUUGUAGGACAGAAAAAAAUCAAAUGAUACUUUAUACAGCAUGGAAGUCUGUUGAAUUUACAUGUUGUAUUAUCAUGGAGCCCCAUUACCAGGAACCAUGACUGUUACUCUUUAAAGGAAAUGUCCAGUUUGUAUUUUUUUUUCUUCCAAACUGCGUGUGGUCAGUUUUUUGAUGGCCUGUGAAUGGACGAGUCAGUUUAGAGAAAGGGGGCAAAUUUGGAGGGAUGUCAUUACAACCUGUGUUGUUGAAACCCACCAAUGACUUCAUGCAAAUUGCACUUAUUGAUUUCUAUACUUUUGGUACAGUAUUUAACCCACUGAGUUCUUAUGAAUGUUCAUCUGGACGUCCUGCACUGAAAAAGAGAUGCAUUGAAUUUACAGAUGUGUACAUCGUUUCCACAUUAAUAAACAUGCCAACACAG
Pygocentrus nattereri (red-bellied piranha) is the source of this 1924-nucleotide messenger RNA. It is a transcript of the gene cdk15, whose product is annotated as cyclin-dependent kinase 15. Lineage: Eukaryota; Metazoa; Chordata; Actinopteri; Characiformes; Serrasalmidae. The transcript is spliced from 14 exons. Gene Ontology annotation, cellular component: nucleus; cytoplasm; cytosol. Gene Ontology annotation, biological process: protein phosphorylation. Gene Ontology annotation, molecular function: cyclin-dependent protein serine/threonine kinase activity; ATP binding; cyclin binding. Bases 211 to 1467 code for a protein of 418 amino acids. The record is from RefSeq and is a predicted model, not a curated record.